ACAGCAACUGUAAAAGUAUAAAUAAUAACAAAUUACAAAAGAAAGACAAAUAAUAGUUAUAAAAUUUGUUCGUCCUGUGUGUGUGUGUGUGUGGAUUUCCCUGUUAUUACCUUACCUGUAAUUAAGGCCAUCAGGUGGUGUCAACAGUGUGCUGGGUGUCCUCUUAGUUGGACAGAAGAAAAAAAAAUCGCAAUAUAUAUAUUUAAAAAAAAACAACAACGAACGGGAUAAAUCUGUUGAAACCGCUUUUUGAAAACUGAUCAAAAUGUCGCUGAUAGAUGAUUCCCAGCAUGCGGUGGAGAGUCUUCGAAGUAUUGAAUCUAAACUUCAUUCCCAAGGUAUCACCAAUAUGAACGAUGACCUGACAUCAAUGAUUUGCAUGCUUGGAAGCCCUGUAUUUCAACAGAUUAUCAAUCUAUUAGAUUCCGUUGAUGAAUUAACACAAGUAUUAGAGACUCAACCAAUCCCUGAUGAUUGCUACAGCUUCACCAAAACUGGUGAUUUGGUUCUAAAUCUUAAUGACAAAGCUAUAAGCAGUCUCAAAUGCAAUACUACACUGGAACUACCAGAUAGUUCACACCCAACUGGAACUAUCAUCACCGAAGAAUACAAACAGGAAUUUCAGAAAGCCAUUGAAUCAGCAGCCAAAGGAAGAUCCCUUGUUCAUAUUAAAUUAUACAAACCAGAGAAUACUGGAUUAGGAUUUGGAGUAGUUGGUAUGAAAGAUCCUGGCAAAGAUGAUUCAGUAAUUUAUAUCAAUGACAUACAACCUGGAAGUGUUGCAGCAAGAGAUGGAAGGCUACAAAAAGGAGAUCAGAUUUUGGCCAUUGAUGGUCAGCCAUUAGACUUCUCACACAAAGCUGCCAUACAGCUUUUGAAGAGCGCACGUGGCCCGGUUGAACUGGUGGUUGCACGGAGCCCUCCAUUAGAGAGCAGUGCUGCUUCGAACAACACAGUCAGCACUGCCCAGGCUGCUCCUGCAUCACCAGUCGACAAAAGACAAACACCACCACAACGUGAUUCACCAGACGUUUUGGAUCAGACUCUCACACAAAGCAGACAGGAAACUUUGAAAUUAUCUAAUGAGAACAACACUACAGUUCUUCCUUCACAACAUCGCAAAAGUUCUAACGAGAUGUUAAACACAGAUUGGACUCAAAUUGAGGUCAUAGAUUUGGUUAACGAUGGCACUGGAUUGGGGUUCGGAAUCUUUGGGGGCAAGAGCACUGGUGUUGUGGUUAAAACCAUUUUACCAGGUGGUGUCGCAGACAACGACACCCGGUUACGCAGUGGGGACCACAUAUUACAAAUAGGAGAUUUCAAUGUGCGCGGUAUGAGUUCAGAGCAGGUGGCAUCUGUACUUCGCCAGUCUGGCAGUAAUGUCCGGCUGAUAGUUGCACGGGCCAUCAAUGAACCAACACUGCAGAUCAACCCCUCUGCUCCCAUCAUUGCUACUGUGCAGCUAGAUGAGCGUUUGCAACAAAUAAAUUCAGCCCUCUCUUCGGCUGAAGAUCUUGACAUGACAAAAAUAAUGAAGAACCAACACCAGAUUCAGGAGAGGUUGAUUGCUGAAUCCCAAAUGGAGAUGACCCAGGAAUCCGACUCUGAUCUUCAAGGGUUUCUUGAAACUGUUCAAGUACAUGAGGCUCGUGGGGAUGCAAAGUUCCUGCUCCCAGCCUCCUUCCCCCUUUCUCAGCCACCAACCAUUGAAAAUGUAAACGAAAGUCCAGAGAUGGAAAUGUUUGACGUGCAACUUGUGAAGGACACCCGCGGUCUGGGUAUUACUAUUGUCGGAUACGUUGCAGGUGGAGGUGCUCCAGAUGAACUGUCAGGAAUAUAUGUUCAAAGUAUAGCUGAAGGCAGUGCUGCCCACCUUGAUGGAAGAACCCAAGUCAAUGAUCAAAUUAUUGAGGUUGAUGGGAAAUCUCUGAACGGCUUUUCGAACAGUGAUGCCGUGAAACUUUUACAGCAGACAGAUCGCACUGUUAACUUAAAACUCAUUCGUUAUAAGCAUGGAACCAAGUAUGAACUACUGCAGCAAUAUCUUGCUCAAGUAAAAAAUAAAGUCAAUCUUGCUUCUUCUGCACCAGCUCCACAUUCUCCUUCAAAUAUGGCUGUGAACCUUGUGUCUGAUGGUGCUGAAAAACAGCUAGACAUUAACCAGAUAGAUCUUUAUGCCGCUGAUCCUGACUAUAGUGGUGAUUUGUUGCCUGGAGUGGAGGCGGCAAUUAAAGCAACCUGGGAACCAAUUGUUGGCAAUGAUUUUGAAGUUGUGGUUGCUCAGCUAUCUAAAUUUCGUGAAGGAGGAGGUCUUGGUAUCAGCUUAGAAGGUACCGUAGACGUGGAGAAUGGUGUAGAGAUGCGACCGCAUCAUUUUAUCCGAUCAAUACUUCCAGCUGGUCCUGUCGGUUGUAAUGGUCAACUCAUCAGUGGGGAUGAGCUCCUUGAGGUUAAUGGUAAACGCCUCCUGGGAUUGAAUCAUAAAGAGGUUGUGAGUAUAUUAAAAGAGCUGCCGCAACAUGUUCGGUUGGUCUGCGCUCGUCCAAAGAAAAGUAAAUUAGAAAACUUUGCCAGCAAAGAACAAGAUGUCUUUCAAAGCCCUUCACUACUCAAUUCUGGAGUGAUUCCCAACUCACCAUGUACAGACCGGCUCGUAAAAGCUAAAUCAGAAGUUACAUUAACAUCACAAGAAUGGACUGCUGAGAAGAACCUCCUAAAUCGGUCACGAUCCCUUGAGCCCUUAACGGGGCUUGCUAUGUGGAGUAGUGAACCUGUUGUUAUAGAAUUGAAGAAGCUUGACAAAGGCCUUGGAUUUAGCAUUCUUGAUUAUCAGGACCCCGUAAACCCUGCUGAGACAGUAAUUGUGAUCAAAAGUCUUGUCCCUGGUGGUGUGGCACAACUGGACGGGCGGUUGUUACCAGGUGACAGGUUAGUUUUUGUUAAUGACGUCAAUUUGGAACAUGCUACUUUGGAUGAUGCUGUCCAGGCACUGAAAGGGGCUCCAAGAGGAACUGUUGUCAUCGGUGUAGCAAAGCCAUUGCCGUUGUCGGCCAAUAUACCCCCAGCAGAUCAGGAUAUCCUGUAUUUAAAUGCACCACUUGUUCCACUGAGUUCUGCACAUGCUAUUUCCAACUCUGCAGUCCCUUCAUUAUCAUCAUCCUUAUCAUCACCAUUAGCAUCACCACGUGCAUCACCUACACUACCACCACCAUCACUAUAUACUGCUGCUGCUAGUACUGCUGCUGCUACUACUACUACUACUUCUACUACUACCAUUACUGAGGCUACUGUUGAUGUUGAUGUUGAUAUUGAUGCUGAUGUUGAUGUUGAUGCUUCUGUUACUUCUGAGCAGCCAGUUCUGCUAGCUGCUGCUGCUGCUGCUCCUACUUUUGAACCAACUGCUAGCUUAGAAGAGAAUUAUCAGGUGGUCAACACUUUGGAAUUUAGAGAAGAAAGUAAUGUAAUUGCAGAGUUUCCAGACAAAACUAAAUCAGUCUCAUUACAAGAGCCUCUGUACUCAUAUCCAGAACUGAGUCCUGAUCUGCUAACUCAACCUUUGAAACCAGCUCUCCCUCCAAAGCCUACUGAUAUUAAGUUGGGAACUGCCAAAACACAGAACUUGAUCCGCGAGGACAGCUUCUAUGAGGACGAAGACUUAAUAACAGCUACGGUGGUAAAAUCAAACUUGAAAUCACCACUCAUUGAAUCUGAGGUGGAAUCACAUGAAACUGAUUUAAGCUUAUCGUCUAAACACUCUGAAGAUGAGUCUCCCGAUGGCAUUUCUGAGGCUCAAGAGGCUUCUUUAGCAUUAAAUCUCAUUGAUAAUGAGGAGAAAGCUUCCAUAGAAACAGACAGCUUUCCUUUGUCCCAAUUCGGUGGUGUUGUUUCUGAGUCUAUUCACAGCAUUGAUGUUGCACAGGAAUUAUGCAAAACAAAGAGUGAGAUUCCACCAGCCUUACCAUCGACUCCUCCACCCUUGACACCCCCUCCUUCCCCUCCCUUGAGUACUCUUGAGAACACUGAAGACCAGAUCACACUCGAAGAUAUGAAGGUAAAUCUAAAAGCUCAUAUUGGCCACAAAAAGUCUGAAAGUGUGGAUAGUUCAUCAUCCGAUCAUUUCACCACAAGUGACCUUAAAGCAUUUUCAUCACCAUCAUCCACACCACGCACAAUGUCUCCAAGAAUGUCACCGCUUCCAUCACCAAUUUCUUUACGAUCAUUAAGUGGCUCUGUCGACUCCUUACCUGCUUCACUGGAGAAAAACAUCAAAGUUCAGAAAGGACAGCAGCAUUUAGGUAUUACUGUAGAUGCUGUAGAUAAAGGACUAAAUGGUUGUGUGGUGAAAUCAAUAUCACCAGAUGGCGCUGUCAGUAAAGACGGACGUAUUGCCGUUGGUGACUAUAUUGUGUCCAUCAACAAUGAAAACAUGCGGAGGGUCACCAAUGCUCAGUCACGAGCAAUUCUUCGGCGUGCGUCACUACUUGGGAUGGAUAUAAGUAUAAACUACAUCAAUGCUUCUGAUGCAAGUAACUACAAAAUGACUGCUGAAAGUCGGUCAAAACAGGAACCCAGCCCCACACAUCAUUCUGCAAUGCCUUCACCUAAGAUCUUUCCAAAACAUUUCCGUUCCAAUUUAUCUCCAAUACACAUGUUUGGUCACGGCAGUACGGAGGGGCUUCGUUCUGCUUACACAUCACCAUCACACAGUCCACUUCAUCUGGGCGAAGUAAAACCCGCAAGUGCUCCCACAUCUCCAAUUGUACCCAUCACCUCUAAAGGACAAGGACGCCAGAUGACACUAUCGUGUGAUGGCUCUCCAGCCACUGGGGACCACACAUGGAGGGCGCCACGUGAAGUUACUCUUGAGCGAGAACCUGGCAAGAGUUUAGGCAUCAGCAUUGUGGGUGGAAGAAUCAAUGUGCCUCAUGCUUCACCUGAACAAAUAAUGUCAGGUAUUUUCAUAAAGCUUGUAAUGAAAGAUAGCCCUGCUGGCAGGGAGGGCUCGCUUCAAACUGGUGAUAGAAUAUUAGAGGUGAAUGGAAAAGAUCUACGUGAUGCUUCUCAUGAUGAAGCUGUUGAAAUUAUCAGGAAUGCAACGAGUCCAGUUCAUUUCUUAGUCCAAAGUUUAACAGAUACAUCAUGUAUAAAAUACAUGCGUGUCAAUUUGAAUAAAAAGCCUUUAGAUGUGGAAGACCGCCGUGGAGUGUCACCCACUCCUAAGAACACAGACUCCUCUUCACAAAUGACUGCCAAGUCACUCACUGAGCAUCGACACACUUCGGUUAUAGACGGGCACUUACGUCAAGUCUCACAUUUAAAUCUGCAGGAUUCUAAACUUGAAGAUGGAGUUUUUGAUGAAGAGGAAGAACAAGAGGAUGAAUACGGUUAUACGUUAAAAAAGCUUCAGAACAAAUAUAUUGAUUUAACAGGAGAAAUCUUUUUGGUGGAUUUGAACCGAGGCAAUAAUGGGUUAGGCAUCAGCUUAGCUGGCAAUAAGGACCGAAGCACAAUGAGUGUCUAUGUUGCUGGUGUCCAGCCUGGAAGUGCCGCUUUCAAUGAUGGUCGCAUAAGAGUUGGAGACGAGCUCUUAGAGGUGAACGGACAAGUUCUCUAUGGCAGGAGUCACUUAAACGCUUCAGCUAUCAUUAAAGGGUUAACGCAACCUGUACUGAAAGUGGUCUUAUUAAGGUAUGAAAACUACCUUGACCAUAUGGCUGUGAAGCCUUUGAAACUUUUACCCACCACAACAGUUGAAGAUCAGAAUGAAGAUCAUCAUUCAAGCCAGGAAUCUCGACCGCCAUCAUCUAUUGAAAUCAGGGUACCAAAUGUACCGAGUGAAUAUGCCUCCCCUGUAUUACAAGAUGCAAUCCAAGUCAUUGUGUUGAACAAGGGAUUGGCUGGUUUGGGAUUUACAAUUAUGGAAGGCAAAACAAAACCAGGUAUAUUUGUGAAGUCCAUAGCACCAAGUGGUCCUGCCUCUCAGGAUGGCCAGUUGAGUGUAGGAGAUCAGAUCUUGGAGAUAGACAGACAUUCAGUGGAGAAUGUUGAUUACCACAAGGCAAUGGAGAUUUUGAGAAAAACACAAGGAAAAGUAAAAUUAAAAUUCAUCCGUAAAGCAACAUUUGGAGGUCACAGAAACGAUGUUAUAUCAAUUGGUGGUGCAUGUGGUGAUUCCAGCACUGAUCCACGGGCUUCUUCCCCUAAAACAACAGGGCCACCAUCCGAUCCCUUAACGUGUCCCGUUGUUCCUGGAGAAGAAACUUAUAUUGAAAUUGACAAAGGCUAUUGUGGUCUUGGUCUAAGUAUUGUUGGUGGUUCCGAUACUCUGUUGGGCUCAAUUAUCAUUCAUGAAGUAUAUGUAGAUGGUGCAGCACAUAAAGAUGGAAGGUUAAUGGCUGGGGAUCAAAUACUCGAAGUUAAUGACGAAGACCUUAAAGACGCAACUCAUGAGAGAGCAAUUCAAGUUCUCCGCCAGACUCCGACACUUGUGAAGCUAUUAAUCUAUCGAGAUAACCAACUGACAAAAGAAGAAGAUAUUUAUGACAUCUUCAGUAUCGAAUUAGUGAAAAAACCUGGUAAAGGACUUGGCCUCAGUAUUGUUGGCAAAAGAAAUGAUGUGGGUGUAUAUAUAUCAGACAUUGUCCGUGGUGGUGUGGCUGAAGCAGAUGGCCGUUUGAUGCAAGGUGAUCAAAUUUUAAGUGUAAACGGAGAAGAUAUGCGCCAAGCAACGCAGGACCAUGCAGCUGCUGUGCUGAAAACACUUAUGGGGAAAGUUGUUUUAACAAUCGGACGCUUAAAAGCAGGUUCUCGGACAUCUUCAACGCGCAAUUCAGGUACUGGGGGAAUGCGCAAAUCUGAGUCUCACACAAGCGGUGGCAAGUCAAAAGGCAAACACAGCAGAGUUACCAGUGAAGACAUUUCCCAUGUACGUAUAGUAGAAGUGGCUCAUGACAGCAAUGGCUCAUUAGGCUUGAGUAUUGCAGGUGGAGUUGGCAGUACACUAGGGGACACACCAGUUGUUAUAACCAAUCUAUAUGCUAAUGGCCCUGCAGCACUUACAGAAAAAUUGAAGAUUGGUGACCAGAUAUUGGCUGUCAAUGAAAUGUCAACUAAGGGUUUGACCCAUACAGAAGUGGUUAAUAUGCUGAAGGACACCUCUGCCCCUGUCAUCCUUACUGUAACCCAUGCUGGUGACAGGAUUAAGCAAGGUCGUAGUAGAAGUAGACUGAGAGUCCCAGGAGAAGAUAGAAAAGUGAACGUUAACGGUCGUUCACCUUCACGUCCACCUAGUGAAACAGCGUCGUUCACUGACGAAGCCAUUGAAGAACUUUUAGAGAGUCAUCAAUUGGAUGAUCAGAUAGUACGGUUAAUUGUGUUGGAACGAGGAGCAGAAGGUUUAGGAUUUUCAAUAGUUGGCGGUCGAGGCAGCCCACAUGGGGAUUUACCAAUCUAUGUGAAAACAGUGUUUGCAACAGGGGCUGCUGAAGCAGAUGGGCAACUGAAGCGUGGAGACAGAAUUCAUACAGUAAAUGGAGUCAGCCUCGAUGGUGUUACUCAUGAAGAAGCAGUUUCCAUUUUGAAGAAUGCACAAGGGAAAGUUACACUCACAAUCACCUCCUAAAAGAUAAAGCAUUAUAUAUAUAUAUAUAUAUAUAUACACACACACACACAGGCACACACACACAUACAUAAAAAUGUGAAGAAAUAUCCAUUUGUUUGGAGCAUUAUGGACCAUGCUUUAUAUGUUUUAGUGGGGGAGGGGAAAAUAACCAAUGGAGAAAUCAACAAUAGAAAAAUUAAAAAUUAUUCACAUAUUAACUAAAAAAAUUAAAAAAUUAAAAAAUGGAGAAAAAAAUGUUGUUUUAAAAUUUUAUUUGAAAGACAAAUAUCCGGAAUAUGCAUUUUAUGUUGGCGAUAAAUUUUAAUAAUUUAACUCUAAAAUUGUAAAAAAUAUUAAAAACAAAAA
This is a messenger RNA of Octopus sinensis (East Asian common octopus), 7966 nucleotides long. Its product is annotated as multiple PDZ domain protein. NCBI's taxonomy places the organism in Eukaryota, Metazoa, Mollusca, Cephalopoda, Octopoda, Octopodidae. The coding region runs from base 266 to 7621 and encodes 2451 amino acids. The transcript is spliced from 45 exons. The record is from RefSeq and is a predicted model, not a curated record. Gene Ontology annotation, molecular function: protein binding.